AUGACACCAGCCAGCAGCAAUGGCUCUUCAGCACAUUUACCUACACGAAUGAAUCCGAGUAAUGGUGGGAGACUAACACCAUCGAAUGGUGCAAGUUUGUUACAGGAAAGGCUGAGAGAGAGGAAAGUCGAAAGUGCGCGAGCAAAUAGACAUGGCAGUAUUGAUCUAGGUCAUUUGAGAGACCGAGAAGUGCAGAGUUCACCUACUGCCAGAGAGGAAAAGAGACCAAGUUCCGGAGGUGGGAAAGGUAUGGGUGUCAAAGGCAUGGAAGAGCAAGUAUCGACUUUGCACAAACAGAACUUUGACCUGAAACUCGAAUUAUAUCAUCGCCGACAGAAACAAGAAAGUUUGGAAGCGCGACUGGAAGCUUUGGAAAAGCAGAUGGAAGGACAAGCUGAAUUACAAGAAGUCAAUGAUCAAUUGCUAGCGGAAUUAGAGAAGCGCGACCAAGCUGUAGAAGAGGCAGUCAGUGUUAUCGUGGCUCUGGAAGACAAGGUGGAUCGAUUGUUGAAGGAACGGGAGGGUGUUCGUGCUGUCGAAUCUGAUUACGAGUCGACAUACUUUCGACAGGGAGAUGAUCAGGAAUUUUCAAGUUCUCCACCCACAUUCGAGAAGCAGAGGCCUGCUAAUUCGGUUCCCCGCAUGCCAUCUUUCUUGUCAGAACAUAGCGAGGGAACGGAAGCUUUGAGGAGUCUUUAUGUUCCGCUCAGUCGGACUAAUAGCGACGCAGGCUUGCCAAAGUUGGCUGAAGAGGUAACCGUGGAUGGUAUGGACAGUCCACGUCUGAGCGUUCUGAGCGAGAGUUCUUUUGUGAGUGUAUAUGGGAUGAAGCCACUAGCAUUGGACGAAACACCUGAACCAGAGUCGCCAUCGCCACCAAGGAGGAACAGGACCUCUGAAUCAGUCGAAAAAUGGAUGGAUGCUCGACCAGCUACUGUCGCCCCUCCAAUGCGAGCACCAAAACGGAAUAGUGGAUUACCAAAGAGUCAAUAUCUCUCGAUCAAUACCAUCCUGGACUCACCUCUGCAACGGUUGGAAAAGUUGAAGGUCACUCUGGAGAAGGGAGCUCAUAACUCCAUGCCAAUUCAGUCGCAACUCAAAUCUACCAAGAAACAUCAGAAUGGUCUAAAAGAUACCAGUCGACGUGUUGUAAAAGACCAAGACAGCUUCGAAAAUCAACGCACAUUACCUCCAACUCCUGACACCUUCAGUACCGAUACUUUGAGACGAUUUCAAAUGUCCAACUCUGAUCUGUUUGCUCAAAAUCAGCGGACAGGAGACGCGACAUUCCUUGAUAGUACUUCAACUUUUCCAACACAUCAACACUCGAAUAUGUCAAUUAGACCUCGAAGCGCUGGGGAGACUGUUACCAGCAAGCGGGAUGGUCAUGGCUGGGAUACAGAAACCCAAGGCGAAUACACCGAAGCGGGAAGUGUAUCAGAUCUUGACAGCAUGUAUAAUGGACCUUCAUUCCAACGUCCACGACGUGUGAUGACGCCAGAUCUUUUCACCUUUGGUGGUGGGGAUGAUGGAUGGGGACAGGAGAUCAAGUACAGUACUGCCGCUCAUAUUCCAGCAGCAGGAAAUGCUACGGCAGAUCGUUAUCGUGCAGUUCGUCGUUCAAGUAUGAGCGAGCGUCAAAAGAGUAAUGAUCAUAUUCCUCAACGUGUUACGCGCUUGGAGGAACCUCAAAACGAAUCACCCGUUCUUCCAGAUCGACGCUCCUCGCUUGCAGCACCAACAAAACUCCGCAAAGUUGCACCGAACCAACCUCUGCCUCCAACACCUACGGAAUCAGCCCCACCCACCAUUUCUCCGCUUAAGAAUUCCAAAAUCUCAAGAUUAUCGGGUCGUAUCUUUGGCAAUAAAUCUGAGAGCGCCCCCGCUAGCCCUAUGAAACCACCCCUUGUUAGGACCCCAACCUACUUUGGUGAUCAUAUAGCUGAAGAAGCAAGAGCUACACCUCCACCUAUCAAACGAUCUCGUACCGGGCCAGUGGCACAACGACCCAUGUCAGCAGGUAACGGAUCUGGUGGCAGAAGAUUGAAUGAAUUUGGCGGCUAUUCGACCACCGAUGAUGUUGCUUCCCAUACCAUUGCGGAAGAUAGCGCUGUCAUGACGAGGAGUAUGGGCAGUAAGAAGUGGUUUGGUAUCGCUCGAGCGGGUAGUCUGAGGAAGAAUUAG
Molecule: messenger RNA, 2184 nt
Organism: Glarea lozoyensis ATCC 20868
Lineage: Eukaryota; Fungi; Ascomycota; Leotiomycetes; Helotiales; Helotiaceae
Exons: 2
Coding region: 1-2184 (727 amino acids)
Cellular component (GO): microtubule organizing center
Source: RefSeq, a predicted model, not a curated record